AUGGCAACAGGAGGUGGUCCCUUUGAAGAAGGCAUGAAUGAUCAGGACUUGCCUAGCUGGAGCAAUGAGAGCCUUGAUGAUCGACUGAACAACACGGACUGGGGAGGUCAGCAGAAGAAAGCAAACAGAUCUUCAGAAAAAAACAAGAAAAAGCUUGGUGGGGAAGCUGAAACGAGGCUUACUAAUGAUAUAUCUCCAGAAUCCUCACCUGGAAUGGGACGACGAAAGACCAGAACUCCUCAUAGUUUUCCUCAUGCUCGAUACGUCACCCAGAUGUCUGUUCCAGAGCAGGCUGAACUAGAAAGGCUUAAACAAAGAAUAAACUUUGGUGAUCUGGAUCAGAGGAGCAUUGGAAGUGAUUCUCAAGGCAGGGCAACGGCUGCUAACAACAAACGUCAACUUAAUGAAAACAAAAAGCCAUUCAACUUCCUGUCACUGCAGAUAAACACUAACAAAAGCAAAGAUCCUGCCUCAGGUUCCCAAAAAAAGGAAAGCGGGGUAUCAGUGCAAUGUAAAGAGUUGUUUGGAGCUGCUCUAAGUAAGGAUUUCUUGCAGAAUUGUCAAGUCUCUGCGCAAGAAGAUGGAAGGGGAGAACCAGCUGUGGAUAGCAGCCAGAUUGUGAGCAGACUAGUUCAAAUUCGCGACUAUAUUGCUAAGGCCAGCUCCAUGCGGGAUGAUCUUGUAGAGAAAAAUGAGAGAUCGGCCAAUGUUGAGCGUUUAUCACACCUUAUAGAUCAUCUUAAAGAGCAGGAGAAAUCCUAUCUGAAAUUUUUGCAAAAGAUGCUUGCCAGAGAUCCUCAACAGGAAGCUAAAGAGGAGUUGGAGAACUUGAAGAAGCAGCAUGAUUUGUUGAAAAGGAUGCUACAACAGCAGGAGCAAUUGAAAGCUCUUCAAGGAAGACAGGCAGCUCUUCUUGCUUUGCAGCAUAAAGCAGAGCAAGCAAUUGCUGUCAUGGAUGAUUCUGUUGUAACAGAGACUACAGGUAGUGUUUCAGGAGUAAGCCUUACUUCAGAACUGAAUGAAGAAUUGAAUGACUUAAUUCAGCGCUUUCACAACCAGCUUCAUGAUUCUCAGACACAGUCUGUGCCAGACAAUAGAAGGCAAGCGGAAAGUCUCUCACUUACCAGAGAGAUUUCGCAAAGCAGAAACUCUUCCAUGUCCGAACACCUGUCAGAUGAGAAGGCGCAGCUUUUUAACAAGAUGCGAAUGUUGCAGGGUAAAAAGCAAAAAAUGGACAAACUGUUAGGAGAACUGCAUACGCUUCGUGACCAACACCUAAAUAACUCGUCCUGUUCUCCUCAAAGGAGCAUUGAUCAAAGAAGUACAACUUCAGCUGCUUCUGGUCCUGUAGGCAUAGUAACUGUUGUCAAUGGCGAAUCAAAUAGCAUGGCGUCUGCUCCCUAUCCUCCUGAUUCCCUGGUUUCUCAGAAUGAGAGUGAAGAGGAUGACAACCUAAAUCCGACAGAAAAGCUUCAGAAGUUAAAUGAAGUUCGCAAGAGGCUGAAUGAGUUACGCGAGUUAGUUCACUACUAUGAGCAAACAUCUGAUAUGAUGACAGAUGCUGUGAAUGAAAAUACGAAGGAAGAGGAAGAAACAGAAGAAUCAGAAAGUGAUUCUGAACAUGAGGAUCCACAGCCUGUUACAAAUAUUAGAAACCCUCAAGGAAUCAGUAGUUGGAGUGAAAUCAAUAGCAACUCCAAUGUGCAGUGUGGGACUAAUAACAGAGAUGGAAGACAUCUUAACACAGACUGUGAAAUAAAUAACCGAUCUGCUGCUAAUAUAAGGACUCUAAAAAUGUCUUCUACUCUAGACUGUCAUAAUAGGGAGGACGACAAAGAUACCGACCUACCCCAAGGUGAAGAUGAUGAAGUGGAAGAAGACAGAGUUAGUGAAGAUUCUGUAUCUAGUCACAGAAGCAGCCUGGGUGAUGUUGCUGGAGAUGCUGAGUUUGAGCAGAAGAUCAAUAGGCUUAUAGCUGCAAAACAGAAACUUAGACAGUUACAAAACCUUGCUGCUAUGGUGCAGGAUGAUGAUCCAGAACCUCAAGCAACAAUUGCAAAUGCAUCCAAUAUUGAUGACUUGUUUUUGGGCGAGAUGGAAGAGACAAAGCAACAACCAAACAAUGUCCGAGCUAGUGCUAACAAGUUACAAAAAGAUGUAGGACUAAAUGAAAAAGCAAGAGAGAAGUUUUAUGAAGCUAAACUUCAGCAGCAGCAGCAGGAGCUCAAGCAGUUACAAGAAGAAAGAAAAAAACUGAUUGAAAUUCAAGAAAAAAUUCAAGUGUUACAGAAAGCUUGUCCUGACCUUCAAUUGUCAGCUGGCCUGGGUAACUGCCCAGCCAAUGGGCAGCCUUCACCAGCGACCUCAACUCCGGCCAUGAACGAGUGUGACACAGCUGGCAAGCCUUUACUGGAGUUUGAUGAAUCUGUACCAGUAGGCAAUGAGUUAUGGUCUGAGAUGAGAAGACAUGAGAUUUUAAGAGAAGAAUUACGACAGAGAAGAAAGCAACUUGAAGCUUUAAUGGCUGAACAUCAGAGGAGGAGAGAGCUUGCAGAAACAAUAUCUACUGUUGCUGCAUCUGUUAAAACUGAAAGCUCAGAAGCUCAACGUACUCCACAGCAGAGCAGGACUGAAAAGACAAUGGCUACCUGGGGAGGUUCUACCCAGUGUGCACUAGAUGAAGAGGAUGGAGAUGAAGACGGUUACCUCUCUGAUGGAGUUGGUCAGGCAGAAGAGGAGGAAGAAGACGCAUCAAGUUUGAAUGACAGUUUCUCUGUUUAUCCAAAUAACAACGUACCAGACAAUGCGUAUUUUGUUAAAGAAAACAAGGAGAGGUGGAAAAAUUGCCGUCCUCUUUCAGCAGAUGGGAAUUAUCGCCCGUCGUCUAAGGCCAGGCAACAGCAAAACAUAAGUAUGCGACGUCAGGAAAACCUUCGGUGGAUGUCCGACCUUUCAUAUGUGGAAGAAAAGGAACAAUGGCAAGAGCAGAUCAAUCAGUUGAAGAAACAGCACGAAUUUAGUGUCAGCAUUUGUCAAACUUUGAUGCAGGAUCAACAGACCCUCUCUUGUCUGCUACAGACUUUGCUUACAGGCCCUUACAGCAUGAUGCCCAAUAAUGUCACAUCUUCACAAGUACAUCUUAUUAUGCAUCAGUUAAACCAGUGUUACACUCAACUGAGUUGGCAGCAGAAUAACGUCCAAAGGUUGAAACAAAUGUUAAAUGAUCUUAUGCGCCAGCAAGAACAACAACAGUGUCAAGAGAAGCCAUCAAGAAAGGAGAGAGGCAGUAGUGCACCACCACCUCCAUCUCCUGUUUUCUGUCCGUUCAGCUUUCCUCCACAACCUGUGAACCUGUUUAGUGUACCGGGAUUUACUAAUUUUUCUUCCUUUGCUCCAGGCAUUAACUAUAACCCAGUGUUCCCUUCUGGUUUUGGAGAUUUUGCACACAAUGUUUCCCCACACAGCAGUGAGCAGCAGCAGCAGCAACAUCCUCUAGAUCAUAAUGCUUCUGGGAAAACUGAGUAUAUGGCAUUCCCCAAACCUUUUGAAAGCAGUUCCUCUAAUGGAGCAGAGAAACAAAGGAGUCAUAGACAACCUGAAGAGGAAAUGGAAAAAAGAUCAGCUUCGCUUAAUGAUAGCCAGGAAGUGAAAAAAGACGAUCAGUCUCAAAUGAAAGCAGGUUUUGCAGUUUCAGGACAGAACAGUGCUUCCAGUCAUAAAAAUCAGUCUGAUACGAGCAGGAGGAGAGAGUUUGAUGAAGAGUCUUUGGAGAGUUUUAGUAGCAUGCCUGAUCCAGUAGACCCAACUACUGUGACAAAGACAUUUAAAUCUAGAAAAGCAUCAGCACAAGCAAGCUUGGCAUCAAAAGAUAAAACACCCAAAUCGAAAAAUAAGAGGAAGAGUUCUGCUCAGCUAAAAGGCAGAAUGAAAAAUACUGGUUAUGAAAGUGCAAGUGCUUCUAGUGCAUGUGAACCCUGCAAGAGCAAUAAAAGCAGACACUCUGAAGAGGUUGUUCAUGCAAAGGUGUUCAGCAAAAGGAAUCGGGAACAACUGGAAAAAAUAAUUAAAUACAGUAGAUCUACAGAAAUGUCCUCAGAAACUGGUAGUGAUCUUUCUAUGUUCGAAGCUUUGCGAGACACAAUCUAUUCUGAAGUGGCAACUCUUAUUUCUCAGAAUGAGUCUCGUCCCCACUUUCUUAUUGAACUUUUCCAUGAGCUUCAGCUGCUAAAUACAGAUUACCUGAGGCAAAGGGCUCUAUAUGCUCUACAGGAUAUAGUGACCAGACAUUUAUCUGAGAACAAUGAAAAAGAGAAAUGCGCAAAAUCACUGAAUUCUGCAGCAUGGAUGGCAUCAAAUUCUGAACUCACUCCCAGUGAAAGCCUUGCUUCUACAGAUGAUGAAACUUUUGGCAAGAACUGUUCUACUGAAGCAUGUCAGGGUUGCGAUCAGAAUGAUGCAGACAAUGGGAGUACUAUGUCUACAUCUUCAAAUUUUGAACCCUUUGCCACUGAUGACCUUGGCAACACAGUGAUUCACUUAGAUCAAGCUUUGGCUAGGAUGAGGGAGUAUGAGCGUAUGAAAAUUGAAGCUGAAAGUACCCUUGACUCUGAGGGCUGCUCUAGUAAUUUUCAGGGUGCUUCUGCUGCUAAAUUAGAAGGUCCAAGUACCAGUGAAUGUCUUCCUGUGCCACUGUCAAGUGAAGUUUCUGCUGUUCCAUGUCCUCGUAUAGAUACUCAGCAGCUUGACCGGCAGAUUAAAGCAAUUAUGAAAGAGGUCAUUCCUUUUCUAAAGGAACACAUGGAUGAAGUAUGCUCUUCUCAAUUACUGACAUCAGUAAGACGUAUGGUCUUGACUCUCACACAACAAAACGAUGAAAGUAAAGAAUUUGUGAAGUUCUUCCAUAAGCAGCUUGGCAGUAUACUUCAGGAUUCACUGGCGAAAUUUGCUGGUAGAAAAUUAAAAGAUUGUGGGGAGGAUCUUCUCGUGGAGAUCUCUGAAGUGUUAUUUAAUGAAUUAGCCUUUUUUAAACUCAUGCAAGACUUGGACAACAACAGUAUUUCUGUAAAGCAGAGAUGUAAAAGAAAAACAGAAACCGCGGAAGUGAUACAGUCUUAUGCUAAAGAGGCAAAAAAAGGUCUCCAGGUGGAUGUUUGUUCAUCUGCUGAAGAUGUCGAUGAGGACAAAGACAAGGAUGAGACAGAAACUGUUAAACCAGUACAGGACUCAAAAAUGUAUGAUGAUAAUGGAGUUCCUGAAAGUGUUAGGUCUGAUGUGUCUGAUCAAGAGGAAGAUGAGGAAAGUGAAAGUGGUCCAGUGGCAAUAAGUUUAUCAAAAGCAGAAACCCAAGCACUGACUAACUAUGGCAGUGGAGAAGAUGAGAAUGAAGAUGAAGAAAUAGAAUUUGAGGAAGGACCUGUUGAUGUGCAGACAUCACUACAAGCCAGCAGUGAAACAACAACUGAAAGUGAACAGACUUCAAACCAAGAAUUGAAUAAGACAAAAAGCAGUGAGAUUUUGUCAUCAGAACAACAAUUUGUUAAUGUUAAAGGUGAAGAAGAUACAGCUACAAUUUUGCCUCAUUACCUCAACGUCAUGGAGAAUACACCACCUUUAACAGUCAAUACCCCAGAAUCCUUUGUAACAGCCAGUGUGACAACGGAGGAAUCAAGCUCAUCUCUUCCAGUAAAUGAAACUCAAACACUAGAUACAACGUGUGUUGGAAACAAAUCUGCUGCAAGUUCUGAAAGCUCCAUGGCUGGCAGCCCUGAUACAGAGUCACCUGUGUUAGUGAAUGAAUAUGAAGCUGGUUCUGGAAAUGUAAGUCAAAAAUCUGAUGAAGAUGACUUUGUGAAAGUUGAGGACUUGCCCCUUAAACUUGCAGUGUAUUCAGAGGCAGAUUUAAUGAAGAAAAUGGCAACAGAGGCCCAAACCAACAGUUUGUCUGAUGAACUGCUGGAUGGAGGUGGAAAUCGAGAUCAAGAUUUAGUAGGAGAUGCCCAAAUGCUGAAAGAACCUGAAACUUUUGGAGCUCAAAGUGCAUGAGAAUAAGCUGAAGAUAUCUGCAUUUAUAAACUCCACAUAUACAAAUGCAUAUGGAAGAUCAGCACUAGUUUCCCAGAAUUCUGGAAGUGUAUAAACAUGUAAAAUUUUUGACACGCUGCCUCAUAGGACAGGUAUGCUAACUUCUGCCUGUGGCAGUCUCAACAGCUGGAACUGAAUCCUCUUCUAUUCAGUUUUGCUGCACUGUUCUUUUUCUGUCUUGAUCUUUUUUUAUUUUUUAUUGUGACUUGUUUGGUAAUUUUAAAAUUGUUCAAAAUGGUAGUUUUAAAUAAAGUUUGGAUUUGUCUGU
Molecule: messenger RNA, 6349 nt
Organism: Opisthocomus hoazin
Lineage: Eukaryota; Metazoa; Chordata; Aves; Opisthocomiformes; Opisthocomidae
Source: RefSeq, a predicted model, not a curated record